This is a messenger RNA of Candoia aspera, 4161 nucleotides long. RefSeq names its product calpain 10 (gene CAPN10). Gene Ontology annotation, cellular component: cytoplasm. Lineage: Eukaryota; Metazoa; Chordata; Lepidosauria; Squamata; Candoiidae. The transcript is spliced from 12 exons. Bases 61 to 2085 code for a protein of 674 amino acids. Gene Ontology annotation, biological process: proteolysis. The record is from RefSeq and is a predicted model, not a curated record. Gene Ontology annotation, molecular function: calcium-dependent cysteine-type endopeptidase activity.
AUUUAAAUUAGAGCCCUGUUGCCUCUGAAGGGGCUGCAAGUACUUGCAGAUUUGGAAAAGAUGCUGGGAGACGGGAUUUUGGCAGACCCCAAGAGAGACUUUUACAAGGACCUUGCGUUUCCGGCUAAUGAUGAUUCUCUCUUUUACGACUGCUCUACUCCGUUGGCUCAGUUCAAAGGGGAGAUUUAUUGGCUGAGACCUCAGGAGAUCUGUUCUUCACCUCGAUUAUUUUCAGACAAUCAACAUGAGUGGCAGGUCAAGCAAGGGAUGCUGGGAGAUUGCUGGUUUCUCUGUGCAUGCGCCGCUUUGCAGAAGAAUAAAUACCUGCUAGCCAAGGUUAUACCUCCAGGUCAGCCCAGUUGGAGGGAUGAGAAAUAUAGAGGAUAUUUCACUUGUCGUGUCUGGCAGUUUGGGCACUGGGUGGAGGUCACCAUAGAUGAUCGCCUGCCUUGUCUCGGGGGCAAGCUCUGUUUCUCCCAGUGCCAGACGGAAGAUGUGUUUUGGCUACCCCUACUGGAGAAAGCUUAUGCCAAGGUCCACGGAUCUUACGAGCAGCUCUGGGCAGGCCAGGUGGCUGACGCCCUAGUUGACCUGACCGGAGGCCUCGCGGAACGCUGGUCCCUGAAAGACCUGAGCCCAAACACGGAACGAGAGAGGGCAGGCAAAGUCUUGGAGAAGACGGUGUUCAGGCGGUUGAUGAACCUGAAGGAGAAAUGCGUCAUGAGCUGCUCGGUCUUUAGCUCACGGGAAGGGACCAGCCAGCUGGGGGAGUUCCACGCCUUCAUUGUCGUCGACAUGCAAGACCUCUCCAAGGUGUCCAGGAAGGAGACUGUCCUGCUGCGGAUCCACAAUCCCUGGGGGAGGCGCUGUUGGAAAGGGCCCUGGAGGGAGGGUGGUCCAGGAUGGAGUCAGCUGGAUCCUGUGGUGGCCGCUGAACUUCUGUCCCAGAUACAGGAAGGAGACUUUUGGGCCGAAGAAGAGGAAUUUUUCACGGAAUUCGAUGAGGUCAUCACCGGUUACCCGGUCACGGAAGAAGGGCAGCUUCAAAGCCUUUACACUGACAGAGUGCUGAGCCACACGCAGAAACUGUAUGGAUCCUGGGUGCGGGGACAGUCUGCGGGGGGCUGCCGUAACAACAGCACCUUCCCGACGAACCCCAAAUUCUGGCUGAGAGUCUGUGAGCAGAGCGAGGUGUGCAUCGCCCUCCUGCAGAAACCCCGGAAGCACAGCACGGAUUGGGCGGGCCGAAUUCGGUCCUGGCCUCGCUUUCCAGAAGUCGAUCCCUCCUUGGUGGUUGGCAUCCGAGGGAAGAACUACCAUGCCGUGGGCUUGCACAUAUGGAAGGUUGAGAAGAAACAGUUUAACCUUCCAAAGACUCUCUCUGCUCCCCCAGUUUCGAGCACAGCAUGCCAUUCUUUCAACCGAGAGGUGCAUCUUCAUUGUGACCUUUCUCCUGGGUACUACCUGGUUGUCCCCAGCACUUUUCUGAAUAAUGCUGAGGGAAACUUCCUGCUUCGGGUCUUCUCCAGUGGAAGAAUUUCUCUCAGUGAGAUCAGACUGCCAGUGCCUGAUAACACCAUCCAUGAAGAGUUUCCAGGGGGCGAGUGGGAGACGGCUCAGCUGGAGGGAUCUUGGAGGAAAGGACAGAAUGCAGGGGGCAGCAGGAAUUUCCCCUCCUUCCACACCAAUCCCUGCUUCCCUUUGUCUGUUCCUGCCGGAGUUGGGCAAAGGAGCAUCAAGGUCGCUGUCCGCCAGCAUUGCCCAGAUAACAAGUGCCGUCCAAUUGGGUUUCAUAUCUUCCAGGUUCCCAGUGAUAACAACCAUGUGAAAAUGCCUUCCACAGCUUUCCUGCAAUUGGAGCCAGUGGUUAGUUGUGUGCCUCAUUGUUACUCCCAGGAAGUAAGUCAGACGUGCCGACUGUCUUCAGGAAAUUAUGCCAUUGUCCCAUCGACAUACUUGCCUGACACCGAAGGCAGUUUCACAGUGAUUGUAGCAACAAAAAUAGACAGGAAGAGCCUUUGGUGCAAGGAGACUUUAGGACAAAGGUUACAAGAGGUCUCUUUCAAAGCCGUGAUGAAAAUUUAAUUUGGAAUCAGUGCAUCUGCCGCAGGAGGAAACGACAGAGACCUUUAGAAGGAGCAAAGCUUGUUUCAGUUUAAAUUGAAAUCAUUCCAAAUGUAUGUUGGAUCGAGAAGCUUCCUUCGGUUUGAGGAACAUCCGUGACUCUUAGCCAACUUUUCUGUAGAAACAAACUGAGUGACAUCCCAGCUCAAGUUAGUCUCCCAUUUUUAAAAAAAAUAUAUGUCUGAAUUUCAACUGAUGUUGGAGUCUUAGGAGUCUCUUCCUGGUUUUGCCUGUGUAUCUAUCCCUGUCUUUUCUUAUUUCAGCCACCUUUAAAUAUCAGUGAAAAGUUUGUGUACAUGUGCUGUGUUCAGACUGAUUUUUGUUCUGUGGUGGUAAUACUCUGGCUGUGUGUGUGUGCUUGUAUGUUCAUAGCGAUCAGCACUUGUACAGAAAGGUCAGUCUAUCAACGAAAAUUGAGGGAAUGAUGGUGGGACAAUAAUGGAAGGUUGCAAGUUCCAGAAGGGAGUUUAACAAGCAAAAGUUGGAAUAUGCAACAGUUGGAUUUCGUGGGUAUUCAGAAGGUUUUGAAUUUGGACUAUUCGCAUUCUCCUCCCCUGCCUCAUCUUGAGUUUGAAACAGGAAGUUUUGGUCAUGCUGGAGGUGUUUUGAACUUGAAACAAAGGUACUUUGAGCUUGAAACCCUUUCUAAAUGAUCAAAAUUGCCUGUUCAAAUGCGAGUCAGCUGUUUUGAGAUCGAAGAGAGACGUUUUACAUUCAAGAUCAUUCAGAAUUCAUGUGUUUUGCACACCACCAAUGCUGGGUUCCUUUGUUCUAUAGAGCUCGAGGGCAAUAAAUAUAGGGCAUAAAUUUGGUUUUAGACACUUACGUGGCUUAUGGACAUCAGUGUCUGCAUGAGGUUGUCAAGGCAGGGUAGGUGACAUCAUGUGUGCCCUGAUGUCAUGUAAAUGAUGUGAAUUCUGCAGUUUAUGUAGUUACAUAAUUUAUGAAGAACGUAAGUUGCAUUGUUUGCACAAUGACGACAUUGUGGCUUGGGCUGGACUCCUUAUCACAUGAUAAGUCUGCUCUAAACCAGGUUCAGCUUGUGUAAACCUGGUCUAGGCCAGCCCAGAGACAUUAGCUCCCCAGAUGCUUCUGAACUGGGGUACUGUUUCUCCACUGUGGAUUCUCUGUUUUCGUUUUAUAUUGCAUUUUUUCUCUUGCGCAUCACCUGCAGUUGCUGUCGGUAUAGACAAACAUCCCUCACCAUUGAUGGGGAACUGCUACAAUGUGUAGUCGAGCAACACUUGGAGCACAUUAAAUUCCCCACAAGAGCCCAACUGAAGCAGAAGACGGCAUAGCAAACCUAGAGACGGGUUCCUCUAUACUACUAAAUCUUCCUGGUUCUCUGUGCCCUGCCCAACCCUUUACAUUCAGAUGUUCCCCGAGAAAGAGAUUGCACAAAGAUGGGUAUUGGAAGCACAGGGAGAAGAGGGUGGCUAAUGGCUUCCUCUAGGAUGUGUUUCCUUGGCAUUUUUUCAGCCUCCAUUCCAGUCCACCCCCCGUUUGCUUCGCCUUCCUCUUCUUGACUCCAACAUCUUCUGUUUUUUUGUUACUUAAUGAGAGUCACAUUCACUGGUCAAAGAACAUCUGGAAAGAAAAAAAUGCUGUCCUUUUCCAGUCCCUGCCAAAAUACACUGCCCCAUUUUGCUCUUUGUUAUCCAGGUAAUCGAGACUGUGGGGUGCUAAAGUGCAGCCAUUCAGGAUAGUGAUUUGCAGAAAAGAUUGAACUCAAUGGGAUGGGAAAGAUCUUUAUGUUGUUUCUGGCAGGAGAGGGUGAACAGGCGAGUUGGAAGUAUCUUGUAAAAGUGAUAGGAAGAAAUGUGUUUUCAGGCAAAAAUAUAAAUCUGGGUUAUUAUUUUGCUGUUCUUUUUGUGCACGAAACAGUAGUUCAUACAGUACUGGUUUUAUUUCCCCAAGUAUCCUCGGAGAGCAUUUUUUAAACAAGAUUUUGAAGCACUGUAUUUUUGUUUUAUUUUGUUUUUAAAUAAGUGAGGUGUUGUUGAAAUGUCUUUUGAAAUAAAAAAUGAAAAUGUAAAA